This is a messenger RNA of Kogia breviceps (pygmy sperm whale), 1358 nucleotides long. RefSeq names its product kinocilin (gene KNCN). Lineage: Eukaryota; Metazoa; Chordata; Mammalia; Artiodactyla; Physeteridae. The record is from RefSeq and is a predicted model, not a curated record. Gene Ontology annotation, cellular component: ciliary basal body; apical plasma membrane; cuticular plate.
AUGGACAUCCCCAUCAGCAGCAGAGACUUCCGCUGCCUGCAGCUGGCCUGCGUGGCCCUCGGCCUGCUGGCCGGCAGCAUCAUCAUUGGUGUCUCCGUGUCCAAAGCUGCAGCUGCCGUGGGUGGAAUCUUUAUUGGUGCCGCUGCUCUGGGGCUCCUCGUCUUGGCCUACCCCUUCCUGAAGGCUCGGUUCAACUUGGACCGCAUCCUGCCUACAAUAGGGAGCCUGAGAAUCCACCCCCAGCCAGGGCCAGACCACGGGGAAGGAAGAUCCAGCGCCAAUGGUAAUAAAGAAGGAGCCCGCAGCAGCCUGUCCACCGUGAGCAGAACCCUGGAGAAGCUGAAGCCAGGGGGCCGGGGGGCUGGAGAAGGCUGAGGCAGGGGCUGACGGGCUGCCCCCUGCCCUUCCCUCUCUUCCCCCCCGCUACCCCAAUCUCAGAGCCUGCCUGGGUCCAAACCAGAGAUGAACCAGGUCCUGGAGAUGCCAGACCUGCUUUCACCAAGGCCGCUGGAAAUGGAUUCCCUGUGGUGGGGUGGGGCCUGGACCACAGUGUCUCUGGUUUCAGGCUCUUGACCUGGAUUUUCUCUCUGAACUGCAGCUCGGCUUUCUUCCCUUUUUGAUCUACUGGCUGGAUCCUCUGGGAUUUGGGGCCCAGUGAUACCCCAGUCUCUUGCUCCAGCCUGGCCAGGGAAGUGAACCGCACGCUCACAGGAACCACACCGGGUCUGGGCCUGGCCCUGGGCCUCAGGAGCUCACUGGCUGCAUAGAGGGCCUGGACCAGACUCCCCUGAAUAUCAAAAGCUCCAGGCAGAUCCUCAGGAACUGGCCCUGAGCAGCAGUGAACCAGACAGCGGCAUAGCCUAGAAAAACAAAAUGGUCGCUGCCUUGACAGGAGCCCAGGUGACGCAUGGGCCUGGAGGCUUCCAGGAGGAGGUGUCUCCUGAGCUGAGCCCUGCGCUGAGACUCUUGGGGUUUGACUCCACUAUUUAAGGCUUUUCAUGAUCUGACUGCAAACAAGACCUCCAGCCUUCCUCUCCUCCCCACCCUCUCACUGCUCCUGAACCGUCUAAACACGUUCCAGCUCCCAAGCCUUGGCUUGUGUUCUCCUGGAUGCCCCCCACUCUGCUCCUCUCUGCCUAUCAAAUCCCCCACCCUUAAAGGCCUCCUUCCAAGUGUCCCCUUAACCACAAUGCCCUCCUCAUCCUCUUCCACCAGCCUCUGUCUCCCUCUCUCAACACCCUCCAGGCAGGUUGAAGUCUUCUUUUUCACAAAACAGUUACUAAUCCUGUUUAAACCUACUGUCUAUUGCCCUUUUCCAGUUACCAUCAGGAUGCACAGUAAGUGCUCAAUAAAUGUUA